AAAAAUUAUCAAAAUUAAAAAAAGUUAUGAUUGAAAAUGUUUGCUCGUUAAUGGAAAAAUAAUCAUUACCCCCACUGGGUAAUUAUGGAUAAUAAUUUAUAUUAAAUAGCCGGAUAUAUAGAUUUUGUUUCAUUUGUAAAUCGGACAUGAAUCCCAUAACUGGUGUUCGGCUGCUACUCUUGGCCCUAGCCACAUUCCUCUGCCUAAAUCCUAGCACCGAAGGACGAAAAUCAAAGUCCAGGUUUACCAACAUUCAGUGUUUAAACUAUAAUGAAUCCUAUUGUAUUUUUGAAAAGUGCAAACUGAACUUGCUAGGCCGAGGAAGAGUUGGUGCGUAUUUUUACUUAAAAUUGCUUCAAGUUCCAAUUGAUAAUGCGUGGAUAAACUGGAGUAUUUAUCGUCGUUAUAAUGGCUACCAGCCAUUUAUCUACAAUAUAAGCACCGAUUUUUGUCAACUGAUGAAAAAUGUGAAUAAGUUGUCGUUCGAGAGCCUGGUCAUUGGCGCCAUCAUGACCAAAUCGAACCUUAACCACACCUGUCCCUAUGAUCAUGACAUCAUUUUAGAUAAUUUGGAGUUUACGGAUGAUUUCCUCAAAAAACUUCCGCUUCCACAGGGCGACUAUAAAAUCCAAUUGAGGUUCGCUACCUACAAAGUUUGGCGCGUCCAAGUGACGGUUUUCUUUGUUAGAGAUGAAUUAUAAAUGAAUUUAAUCCCAAAAACUUCGUUUAAUAAACUAUUCCACAUAUUCCUCAAAAUUUUUCAACUUUUAAGACACUUUUUUUCCAAUAUUUCGGCCAAACUGAGACCGAUUUUAAAACCAAAAAGGAAAACCAUUUAGGAAUCAUGGCUUCAAUUUCCUUCAAUCUGUAAAUAAAUAUUGUAAAUAUCGAGAAGCAAAAUUUUGAACCCUUUUUUGUCCUAAAUCAUGAUGUUAUCCCUUUGAAAAUUUGAGAAAAUGUUGCCAAAUUUUGGAUAACCUGAUUUUGUUAAGUACUCGAUAAGUACUCGAUAUUAUAAAACUGAGAAAGUAUAACAUUCAUCGAUCGGAUAGAUAUUACCCAAGUUAUGGCUAUUUUUCUGAAGAAAGUCGGGGCAGAAACCCUCAUUGACCAAAUUUGAGGUUAAGGGCCAAAAUAAGUCACUUUUUAGCGCAUAUUUCAACUAUUUUACAUCGCAUAUGAAAAAUGAAUACCAUUUCUAAAUCAGGGCAUCAAAUGCUCUCGUUCUGCAUCAAAAUAUUCUAAAAAUUGAAAUGUUCAAUUUUGGGUCUAUUUUUUGUCAAAAAUCAUGAUGUGACCCCUUUGAAAAUUUACGAAAAUGGGGUUAGAUUUUAGUUGUCCAGGUUUUAAUUGAGAAUGAUACUACUCGAAGUUCUAAGAUCGGGAAGGUAUAACAUUUUACAAUGGGACAAAUAUUGGCAAAGUUAUGAACAAAAAUGUCUUCGAAAAAGCGUACAAAUUGGCAUUGGCUGGAGGAGGGAGACUUUUGGCCAGAA
This is a messenger RNA of Drosophila ananassae, 1496 nucleotides long. RefSeq lists its product as uncharacterized. Bases 147 to 701 code for a protein of 184 amino acids. The record is from RefSeq and is a predicted model, not a curated record. Lineage: Eukaryota; Metazoa; Arthropoda; Insecta; Diptera; Drosophilidae. The transcript is spliced from 4 exons.